Messenger RNA from Calypte anna (Anna's hummingbird), 8239 nucleotides. It is a transcript of the gene GNA12, whose product is annotated as G protein subunit alpha 12. Gene Ontology annotation, biological process: Rho protein signal transduction; adenylate cyclase-modulating G protein-coupled receptor signaling pathway. The transcript has 4 exons. Lineage: Eukaryota; Metazoa; Chordata; Aves; Apodiformes; Trochilidae. The coding region runs from base 394 to 1551 and encodes 385 amino acids. Gene Ontology annotation, cellular component: brush border membrane; heterotrimeric G-protein complex. Gene Ontology annotation, molecular function: G-protein beta/gamma-subunit complex binding; D5 dopamine receptor binding; guanyl nucleotide binding. The record is from RefSeq and is a predicted model, not a curated record.
CGCCCCUCAGCGGGACCGGAGGCGGCCGCUGGCUGAGCCCGGGCGGAGGGGGUCGGGGACGUCUUCUUUCUGCUUCCCGACCCCUCGGCGCCUGCUCGGAGAGGAGCGAAGCGGCGGUAUCCCCCUCCCCAGACAGGGCCUGCGGGCCGAGCCCCGCCGCCGCCACCCCUCCCCCCGGCUGGCCGGCCUCCCCGGGCCGCACCCCGCCUUCCCUCCCUCCGCAGCGUCGCCCUGCCGAGCCGGGAGAAGGGGAAUGGGCGGUCCCGGCCCUUAGCCCCCGGCUGCGGCUGCUGCUCCUCCUCCUCCCGGGUCCCAGCGUCUCGGUGGCCUCCGCCCGAUGCUGGCGGAGCUGACUGGGGUCUCCGCGGCGUUGUGAGCGGUCCCGUAGCCGCCAUGUCCGGCGUGGUGCGCACCCUGAGCCGCUGCCUGCUGCCGGCCGAGGCUCCGGGCCGUACCGGGGAGCAGCCGCGGCGGGAGGGCAAGGAGCGGAGCCGCGAUGCGGAGCGGGAGGCGCGGCGGCGGAGCCGGGAGAUCGACGCGAUGCUGGCCCGGGAGAGACGGGCCGUGCGCCGACUGGUCAAGAUCCUGCUGCUGGGAGCCGGCGAGAGCGGCAAAUCCACCUUCCUCAAGCAGAUGCGGAUCAUCCACGGCCGCGAGUUCGAUCAGAAAGCGCUGCUGGAGUUCCGGGCCACCAUCUACGAGAACAUCCUCAAGGGCUGCAGGGUUCUGGUUGAUGCACGGGACAAACUGGGAAUCCCUUGGCAGUACACAGAGAAUGAGAAGCAUGGAAUGUUUUUGAUGGCUUUUGAGAACAAGGCCGGGAUGCCCAUCGAGCCUGCCACCUUCCAGCUCUAUGUGCCUGCACUGGGGGCUCUCUGGAGGGAUUCUGGAAUCAAGGAAGCCUUCAGCCGCCGGAGCGAGUACCAGCUGGGUGAAUCAGUGAAAUACUUCCUGGAUAACCUGGAUAGGAUCGGCCAGCUGAAUUAUUUCCCUAGCAAGCAAGAUAUUUUGCUGGCUAGAAAAGCCACCAAGGGGAUAGUAGAGCACGACUUCAUCAUUAAAAAAAUACCUUUCAAGAUGGUGGAUGUGGGUGGACAGAGAUCUCAGCGUCAGAAGUGGUUCCAGUGUUUUGAUGGGAUAACUUCCAUUUUGUUCAUGGUCUCCUCCAGCGAGUACGAUCAGGUCCUCAUGGAGGACCGGCGCACAAACAGACUCGUGGAGUCCAUGAACAUCUUUGAGACAAUAGUCAACAACAAGCUGUUCUUCAAUGUUUCCAUCAUCCUAUUCCUCAACAAGAUGGAUCUGCUCGUAGAGAAGGUAAAGACUGUCAGCAUUAAGAAGUAUUUCUCGGACUUCAAAGGUGACCCUCACAGGCUAGAAGAUGUGCAACGUUACCUGGUGCAGUGCUUUGACAGGAAGAGGAGGAACCGCAGCAAGCCGCUCUUCCACCACUUCACCACUGCCAUAGACACUGAAAACAUCCGUUUUGUCUUUCAUGCUGUGAAGGACACCAUCCUUCAAGAGAAUCUGAAGGACAUUAUGUUGCAGUGAAGGAGAGCAGCCAGUGUUCUGUGUAAAAUUUCCCAGAGGGUUAGAUCAAAGUUUUUCCACCUGUCUUUAUGGCCCUCGCAUGUGGUGUAGGACCCGUGCUAAUUACUUGGCUCAGGAAUGCUGUAAAAACAAGCCAGUCCCAACAGAGGAGCUAUAGGCUGAAGGAGUCAAAUGUUGAUGUGAGCUACUGAAUCAUUUGGACUAGAAACACUACUGAAACCUGGCCAUUGUAGGUUCUGUACCUAGUUUGGAAUGCUGAGUAACACAACCACCUUCUGCCUUCUUAGAGAAAAGGAAUCUCUGACAAACUGUCUAUGGAAGACACAUUGUUUUAAAUGAAUAUGCUAAUUUUUCAGAGACACUAAUCAUACAAACUGCCUUUUUUUUUUUUCCUUUGUAGUUUGGAGGUGCUGAUUGGAUCAAACUAACCUAAACAUAAUGAGAUUGGCAGCUGUAUUGGAGAACAUCAAUGGAAGUUCCAUUUUUAACCCCUAGGAAUGUAACCAUCUUGUGUGCAUGUUCAGCUUUGCCAAAGCAAUUGUCAUUGUGGAUGCACAGCUCUUGUCUGAAGGCUUUGCAUGAUUCUGAGGCAAAAGUCCAAAACUAAGAGGAAAGCCCAUGUUGGAGUAGAUUGGGUGGGAAGUUAAUGCCUCACUGAUAAAGAGAAGGGGUAAUUUUGCACUAUGUGUGAAGGGUAUUAGAUCAUGGUAAAACUGAUUUCCUUGGUGAAGCACCCAACCAUGUAUCUGCACAGUGGGUGCUUGAUUGAGAUGUAAUUCAUGGAAAUGCAGCACUGUUCUCACCCCCCCCUCACCCCCCCAGCAGGCACUGUUUGGGAAGGUUCAGUAUCUCAUGUGACAGGGCUUUAUCUGUAUCCAGAAGUUUGAAAGCUGAUCAAACUCUUAAGCAGAGGUUUUGGUAGUACAGCAGCUGCUUGAUUAGUUCCCAAGAGCUGACUUUGGAGGAAGAGUGAACACCCUAGAGAUCCCAGUUUUACAGCUGCACUGAUGUAUUUGGACAGCAAAACCUGGCUGUCACUUAGCCUUUAAUCUGUGUCUUAAUGGGAUCUUUAGCCUGUAGUAAUGCACAUUAAUUCUGAGUACAGUCAGGCUUGAAGUUGCCCAUUUUGGGCAAUGGUUUGUGUGUGCAAUUGCAAGAGGCUAUGAGAAGUGUUGCUACAAACUGUUAAUUUCCCAGUUCUCUCAGUCUGUGUAACUAUCAGGUGCCUUUUGUUUGUGUGCAAACAUAUCAGAUCUUUUCUACUACAGUGGGGUACACGGGCAAACUGAAGAUCUGCCUUUUAUAUCAAGGUUGUAGUGCUAUCCUUUAGGUAACUUUCAAACAUAGCUUACUGUGCAAUUUUUGUCAUAGUUUUUAUCUGAGAAUAAAAACCUGAAGGGCUGUUUGUACCCGUAAAAAGUCAGCAGAUUCCCUGGAGUUCUUCUCCCCUUUGAGCCUGUAAUGGCAUGUCAAAACAAGCAACAUUUUACUUCAGCUGGUAAUCCCAUGGGAAAUGUGGUCAAAAAAGUCCUGUUCCGUUGUCCUUUCAUGUUAAUUUGGAUAAAAUCUGGAAUCUUUCUUCCUCUCUGAAGCUUGCAGAUGUUCAUAUCAGUAUUUCUUUGUCAUUUCCUAAUGUAGGAGUCUCAUGGCUUUCUUUGUGCAGGCUUCAGAGUGGAAAAGAUGUGGUUAUUUCAGUGCUAUGUAACUUGCUUAUUGAGGUAAGAAGCAGCUGAAAAGUUGCAGAUGGGAAAAUCUAACUUAAAUGUGAGCAAAUUAAACAGGAAUUACCUUCCUUGUAACAAGUCUUAGUUUUGCCAGGACCAACUCUGUCUUUUAAAUAUUUAUUCAUUUUUAACCUUGAAGGGGAAAAAUGGUAUGUGGCUCUAAUAUUCAGAUGGGGGGAAACUCUUAAGAUUAUAUUACAUUUGAAAGGUAAAUGUUUCAACACAGAGGGAUGCAAACAAGCUUACUCAUCACAUAAGAUUUGUUUCUCUAAGCUAACCCAUUUGUUUGGCUGAAGACUAACACUGUUUUCAAAGCUUUCAGAUCUUCUUGGAGUUCUUGGUAGUGGUUUCCACUUCACACAAGACACUGGGAAAGAGGAGGCUGUUUUGGGCUGACCUGACUUCUAGGUUGACUUGACUUUAUUUCCUAGUUUGCAGUGAGCUUUAUUCUUUCACUAAAUUUUCUUGGUGGGUUACUAUCAUGCUUGUUUUCUCAAACGAGUUAAGCAUUCCCUUUCAGCUGUAUUUUUUCUCAAGAAUUACCUCAGAUUUAUGUCUAAGUCUACUGUAGUUUUACCUGGGAGGCACAGCAUGGAAUUUCCUGUUGCAUUUUUCUGUUCAUGACCAUCCAUGAUUUUGUAUCCUUGGUCACCUUACCAAUUUAAAAUUCUGAACAGAGCUAAUAGUAGAACUUAUUUAAAGUAACUUAAUCUGCACCUGGAAGAGUGUGAAAUAUCUCUUAUUGAGCUCUCAAGGUUUUUUGUUUUGUUUUUUUUUUGUCUGAUGUGGUAGUUUUGCACACUAACUCAGAGUUUUAGGGAACCAGUCUUAUCACCUCAGGCCCAUUAUUGCCUUUUGUUUUAUUGAUAAAAUGGACCUUAGUGUGAUGCUAUGGACUGCAGAUAAAAAUCAGUAGCUUGGCUCUGUAUGCUGUGUUCUGUUGAACUUUGAAUAGUGAUGGUUCACACCAGGGUACCCAAGAUCAGGAAACUCUGCUUGUAAAAGUCAAGCACUUCUCAAACUCACACAGAAUCUGGCCUGGGAGUUAAAAGGACUUCUUUUUUUUUUUUUUUUUUUUAAGUGGCAGCUUUCUCUGAGAAAUAUGCUCCACUUUCUUGCCAUGGCUGAGGGCUUUUGUGUUUGGAGGGUUUUUUUCAAGGUAAGUUGUAGUAUAAUAAAGCCAGAAAGUCAUGUUAUGGUAAAUCAGUUAGACAUGAAAGCAGAAUUUAGGUAGGUUGGAUCACAUGAACAUCUCAGGACAGGCUUGGUUGGUUGCUUAGUCCUUUCUCAAGCAACAAAUAGAAAAUUUUAUUUUAAGUGACAUCCUGGAGAACUUUGCAGGUAAACACAGCUGGAGAGAACAUCUUUUUUUGUUAACUUUAUAGGCUUAUUGUUCAUUUGGCCAGUCAGGAAAUGGGUCACAGGCAGGAUGAUAAUCAGAUGGAGACCUUGAACAACAACUUUUUAAAAAUAAAAAAGAGUGAGCAGCCUUUUGCUGUCCCUUCUCUGACACCCACAGGUCAGUGACCAGUGAGGGGAUGUUGCAAGCAGGUUGUCUCAGAAGGACAAAGAAAGGAAGUGCUUGCAGCUUGUGCUUGCAGGAGAUGUGUGUAAUCUUGCAGUUAAAGGAGAGAAACUAACAGUUAGCUAGUUUGUUAGGGAGUCAUUUAUCAAACACUACUAAUUUGGCCUCAAAAUAGGCUUUAAGCUAAUACAGGGUGUCAGUCAGUACCAUUCCUUCAGACUGCAGUGCUGUCAUUCUCUGAGUAAUGUUUGGGUGGCAUUACAAAGUGACAUGGUGAAUUGGAAUCAAAAAGGAAAAAGAGUUUUCUGUGACAUUUUUAAUAAGCAGUUGUCACUUUGAAGGAAUUAAAUAGUUCUUAAUGUAGAAAGGAAAUAAAUACCAGUUAUGGAAUGGAAAUUACUGGCCACUCAGCUUUACACUAUAACUCAAAGAUCCUUCCAGUUUGACACCAAGGAUUGAUCUUUCUUUAUUUCAUAUGACAGCAUAGGUUAUUUGAGUUAUUAACUUGAUAGUAUAUACAUUUUUUUUUAAAUACUGCUGUGCAAAACCUAGAGUUAGGCAUGUUACAGGCAUGAAGAAGCUCCUGAAAAUGACUGUUUGUAGGCUUUCUGAGCCAACUAAAUCCUGAACCUCAGCCAAGCAAGCAGAGAGGAGAAAUGAGUGAAAUGGAAUAGGAAGAGCUCAUCUGUGUAUGGCACUGCAGACCAAAAUUUAAUUCCAUCAGAAUAGCUAAAAGAAUUUUUGGCAUGCGAAAUCGUGCAUUUGAAAAGUGUGUCUCAUCCUGUCUGUAGGUUAUGUGCUUAUCCCCCUCCAAGUAUUCACCAGGCCUGGUUACUGUAUCUGCAAAGAAUUAAAGGCAUUAAAAGAACAGACAUGGAACCAGCUUUCUUAUGUGUCAGACAACUACCUUCCAAACAGUAUCAUUUUAGAAAACAAGCCCUUUGCUGCCUUUCUGAAUCUUAACUUCAUGUUUUGGAGUCUUUUCUCUGUAUGUUCUUCUUUAGUUCUCCUGGAAACAAAACAUUCUGCUGCAUGGAACUGCAGGAUUUCUGUAAAAGGCCCUCUGAUUUUCAAGCAGUGAGUUUUGAUACCUGCCUUAGUUUUAUUUGUCAGCAGAUUUUCAGGAGUGCUUUCUGGGCUGACAAUUUGAUGCAUGCCAGCUUGAGACUCAUACAGUGCAGCUUGUCAUGUGAGCCAAACACUGAUCUCUCAUGAUAACUAUAUUGAUAACUCUAAGUUUAGUAGUAGCCUCUUUUCUAUAUAAUUUUUCUAGUGUUAAAUCACAUGGGGUAGUCAGGGGUUUUAAUAUAGCACUGCCAACUCUUUACCUCAGUACAUUCUUCAUUAAUUCUCCAGCACAGGGAGUGGUGGGUCAGGUGUUUCAGUAGCAACCAUCAAACAUCUGUGCCUACUUCUGUGAAUGGGUUUUUAACAGAUUUCUGGGGAGUAUCUGUGAAGGGACAGGAAGACUGACUGGCAUGGUCUGGGCCAGACUUGGGCUGAGUGAAUAUUGACUCCAUGCACUUAUAGAUGAGGACUGGCUUAGCCUAGUGAAGAAGGAACUGGCAAGACAAUACAAGCCCUAGUGCUUUUUAAUAUUGCCUGUUUUGUAAUUAGCUGGGGUGAUCUCUGCUUUGUGCUGUGAAGUGGGCACUUCUUUGUUUUAACACUUCUCUAGGUUUUUUUACAUAGAUGGAUAUGAGUAAAGCCAGAAUAUUUGGAGCUGAAACUGCUGCUCCACUAACCAGGUGAUGCUCCCUUUGCUCAUCUUGGUGGCUGGAAGUUUGGCUUGAUUCUCAAAGGUUUUAUCUUUCUAAUGGCAUUUGGAAAGCAGUGUUGAAGCUUGUCUGUGUGUUGAUAUGCUUGUUUUCUUGUUGGGUGGGGAGUAUGGAGGUUCUAGAUUGUCAGUGCUAGUGGUUUUGUGCCUGACUUGAUGAACUGUAUCACAAUCUGGCUCUUGGCCUGUGUCCAAGAGUCAUAGCUUCUGUGAAAAUAUUUACAGCCAGAGAGGGGAAAAAAAAAACCAAACCAAAACAACAAAGCAGCACUGACUUCCAAGGUGGAUGUUCUGGUGAAAGAACCAAGGUAUGUUGGAAGGGAGCAAGAGAGGGGAGCUGUUUUCUACACAGAUCCCAAAGGCUGAUGGUGCUUGGAGACUGUUGAAGUGCAAUGCCAUCUGCAUUGACCCCAAAAGCUUUGAGUGACUCCAAAGAGCUAUUGGCUGUGAAUUAACAGCAGCAGGCUGGCAAGGUUGGCCCUGCUGUAGCUGCCCACCCUUCCAUUGUAAAUCUCUCUUCAUCUUUUUAUAACUGGGUGUUAAAACUCAACUCCUAUUAAAACAUGAUACCCAGCUCUCUGGCCAGACAGUGGAUCUUGCUCCUUUCUAACAGCCACUUAACCUUUCUUCAAGGUAGCAGAGCAUGAGAAGUAUUUCAGGGGAAUGGCUAGGGAAGAGACUAUUUCCAUUAUUUCAAUAAAAACUACAACUGAUGGAGAGUAAAUUUUUAUUUUUGGUAAGACCUGAGAAAGCAUCUUGGAAGGGAAGAAACAGAUUUUGACUAUCACUGCUUCUCUGCUGAUACUACUUCUAAAUCUCUUGUGCUGAGCUUGUGUGCAGGUGGUUGGGCACAAAAACUGAGAGGAGAACAGGGAGAAGGGGAAUGUGGAAAAGAAAUGAUCUUUGGUAGUUCAGGAGGCAUGGAAAGCAUGCUGGGGGGAUUUAGGUUUGGGAAGAUGUUCAAACUCCCAUUUGCAUUGAAGCCAUUAAUUAUCUUUAGGAUAAUGAGGGUUUUUUCUAGUGAACAGGCUAUGGAAUCUGGCAUGUGUAACGAGCUUGGGUUGAUGAUACAUUGAUGAUACAGUAUUUCUGGAGACUCCACUUAACAAAAUGGCUGGUUAUUUAUUGCUCUUGUGAUGAGUUGUCUUGUUUAUGGAAUCAUUAUGUAUUAAAGCAAACUGACAAAAACCAAGUUAUCUCAUGACACAAUCAUGUAGCUAGGAAGCCAAUUAAUGUUUCCUUUUAUUCUGCAAUUUACUUGCUCUCUGGUGCCUAUGCAUUGUAACACUCAUACUAUGCAAUAUCAUUCUUUUUUUAAAGCAGUUCACUGCAUUGGGCAAGAAAGGCCUGGGUUUAGCCUUAAUUUUCUAACAAUUCACAGGAAAGUACUUUAAAAACAGUGACAGACUAAAAGAAGGUGAAAAAUGCAUAAAGUAAAAGCACAGUUCCAGACUGCUCACAUAAGUGUCUUUCUAGCACCAAAACAGCAUCCAUGAUAGAAGCAGCUACUUGCUGUAUUAGUUUCAAUUUAUGAAAACUGUGUACUAGAUAAAAUUAUAUUGUGAUGUGUAAAAAGUGUAUUUUAUAGCUUUGGUGACUUAGUUUACUGUUUUGUAUAUAUGAAUUUUAUAAAUCUAUUAAAAGUUGACUUGUUAUACUGUU